UCUUGCUGUGUUUGUUUAUCUGUUCACUUCUCUAACUUGCGGUCUGUCGUGUUGUGCUCUUGACUGUUGCGACAUGCUGUUAAUGUUGUUUUAAAGAAAGAGCUUUUAGCUAUUAAUUUUGUAAACAUAAUACGAUACCACAUAAGCUCUUGCCAUAUUUAGAAAUGUUAAAUCAAACUUUCCUUAAUUCCUGUUAGAGAGCCGCAUGGCCUUUGGCGAAUGAAUGAAUGUACGUUGGAGAUUUAGGGUGAAUUCAGAAUAUCCCUGCUUGAGUGUUUCUGUAGUCUGAAUGAAACAAAUACUUAAUACGGUUCAGCUUAAAACCAGAGCUCAAUUGAUUUGAAGGUAAACCAGACAAAAAUGACCAUAAAAUUCAUCUCCAUAUUAGGGCCUGCAAACGUUUAUAGCACAACCCUUUCAAAAACCCACGUACUUCCCAGUAGCAUUUCACACUUGGCCUGUUAAAGCAAAAAAAAAAAAAAAAAGCUGUUAAAAGUUGUUUCCUUUUAUUACUGAUCUCCAACCAGCCUCUCCACUCUAAAACCAAAGUAAUUAAUGCAUGAGAACUAACUAAACUGACUCCAGGCCAGUGUUAAAGGGCGCUUACAUAGAAAUGGAUCGCUUAAGCCUCUUGUUUCCUGAUUUUAACCCUCAGUUGCAUGAGAGAUAGUUUUGAAAUAUUAACUGGUAGUUCUGUCUCUCUGAGCGCUGCAGGCAUGCAUUUGAGAUCUUCUAUUCCAUAUCCCAUCCUCACCUUAGCCCUGUCAAUCAUCUUGUCUCCCAGCAACCCUGUUCAGAACAUGGUUCAGGGGGCGGAGUCUGUCAUCGGGAGGCAUGGCUUUUCAGUGGUCUGGAAUAUGCCUACAGCUCGGUGUCAGCGUCGAUACGGUGUCUCCCUGCCGCUGCAUCAGUACAACAUUAUACAUAACUCACAGCAGAGAUUUCAAGGUCAGAAGAUGAGCAUAUUUUAUCAGCGCCGUCUGGGCCUCUACCCCUACAUCAACCGUCAGGGGUCAAAAGUCAAUGGUGGCCUGCCUCAACAAGGAUCCCUAAAGGCUCAUCUCUCAUUGGCUGAGGCGCAGAUCACUGAAGUGUUGAGACAGACGUUCAGUGGAUUUGCUGUGUUAGAUUGGGAGGCGUGGCAGCCCAUAUGGAUGUGGAACUUCGGGACCAGAAUUGUUUAUCGUAAAUUUUCUAAAAAGUUGGUUAGGUGGGAACAUCCAGAUAUGUCAGAGGAGGAAGUGAAAUCUGAGGCGAAGGCGGAGUUUGAAUUAGCGGCAAGAGAGUUUAUGGAAAAGACUCUGCGCCUUGGUGUUCGCCUCUGUCCAAAUGGAUUAUGGGGGUUUUAUGGGUUUCCUGGUUGCUUUAACAAUCAUGGCCAAGGACAGAGUGGAUACACGGGGCAGUGCCACAAUGGCACCGAGAUUUUGAAUGAUAGACUGGCGUUUUUAUGGCAACACUCCACUGCCCUGUAUCCCAGCAUUUAUUUGUGGCGUAAACUGGCAGGACACACACAUGCUCAACUAAUGGUGAGGCAUCGUGUACUUGAGGCCCUCCGAGUGGCAUCCCAGCAUUCACCUGGCACUGAAGCACUUCCUGUUUUUCCCUACGCCAGAUUGGCAUUCACACACACAUUGACGUUCCUGAAUCAGACAGAUUUGGAGCACACACUAGGUGAAAGUGCUGCUUUAGGUGCCGCUGGAGUUGUGUUAUGGGGCGAGCUGAGUUUUGCCAAGUCCAAGCGGCAGUGCGCCCUCUUGCGUGAUUACCUAGGCUCAGUAUUAGGAGAGUAUGUCAUCGCCCUGCAGGCCAGUGUAAGGAACUGCAGCCAAAGAAUAUGUAACGCCCAUGGACGCUGCACUCGACGGGACCCUCACUCAGGUUACAUGAUCCCUCUACAUGGUACCCAUGAAGCUCUUCCUCUCAGUGACAUGAGGUCAAAGUUCAAGUGUUUGUGUUAUGAAGGAUGGAGUGGAGAACAAUGUGAGAAAAGAACUUCCUAAGAACAGUGUGCUGUCCUGAUUUCCCCUGCUUAUAAACCACACACUGACUCAAUAGCGAUUUGAAUAGAUGCUUUUGAUUCAUCCAACAACAAUGAAGGCAAACAUGUUAAAGUCAAUGUUAAACCCUGUUUGGAACCCAUUUAAUUUCUGUAAUGUGACAUUUAUGAGUUAAAUAGAAUAUUCAAUGAAAAAAAAAGAAAGUAGACUUGAGUUUAUCCAUCAGGAAUUGUUUGGAUGGUGAAAAGUGGGUGUUAUACAUACUAGAAUGGGGUUAGACUUGAAUCUUACUAAGCUAAACAUUGCCUAAAUAGCUAUUUAUUAACAUUAUCCAAUAGAGUGCAACCAUUCCAGAAGUAUUUUUUCCCAUUCAUUUUUCCUGAAGGGACUUUAAAAAAGUCUUUCUUAAAAAGUUAUAAGCUAUUAACCAAACCAACAAGCUACGACGUGAAGUGAAACUUUAAUUUAAAGCAUAAAACUAUUUGAAAAUAAAGGUUCAAGACUGUGUACUUAACAGCUUUAUAAAAGAACUACAAUCUCAUGAAGCACAGCAAAUGAUAUUGUUGAAAUAAAAACAAAUAUUUAAGUAGUUUGAUUAGGGAGACUCGAUUACGGGAGUGGGUGGGCACUAGAAAGUUAUUUUGCCCUGAUUUGCUUGUUUCGAUUCUCUGAUUGUUGGAAAUAUUGCAAAACCAUGGGCAAUGUAGUUUUUCACCAGAAAUUAUGCUGUUAAAAAAUUAACAGCUGUUAUUUAAAAAAAAAUCAUUAGAAGUAAUGUAGAAUGGUCUGUCUUUAAAAGUUUAUAAGUUAUAAUCCCAUUUAUGGAGAAAAUAAAUGGGAUUUUUACUUCUGGAACCUGACUGUUGCACUCUAUAACCCCAUGGCCUAAGUGACAUAAGCAGCAAUGGAAAGUCAUUUUAAGAGCACAGAUAAAUCAUUGACAAAAAGACCAGGAACAUAAUUAAUAGUAAAUUGGGCCAAUUUUGAUUUUCAUUUUUCAUUUAAGUGCUUCAAAAACCCAACAAAAUGUAAGAACCAUGUCGUUUAUAAUUUAUUUUUACUCUUUAUUUCUUUUAAAAUGAUUUUUUUCUUAUUAAAUAGAACAUCAUAGUCUAUAUAAUUAUUUACAGUCGUUGUGCAGUCACUCACGAUAGUGAAUGUUCUUGCUCAUUCAAAACAUCCUUGAUCAAGCAUGUUUUAUAUCACAAUUUAAUAUGUUUGUUUAUAGUGAUAUCAACAAAUUAAAAUAUAUUAUUCAUAUUCUUUCCAUA
Messenger RNA from Ctenopharyngodon idella (grass carp), 3271 nucleotides. RefSeq names its product hyaluronidase 3 (gene hyal3). The record is from RefSeq and is a predicted model, not a curated record. The coding region runs from base 660 to 2003 and encodes 447 amino acids. The transcript has 4 exons. Gene Ontology annotation, biological process: carbohydrate metabolic process; hyaluronan catabolic process. Lineage: Eukaryota; Metazoa; Chordata; Actinopteri; Cypriniformes; Xenocyprididae. Gene Ontology annotation, cellular component: acrosomal vesicle. Gene Ontology annotation, molecular function: hyalurononglucosaminidase activity.